CUGACCCGCCCCUGUAGACCCUCAGACUGACCCGGCCCCUGUAGACCCUCAGACUGACCCGGCCCCUGUAGACCCUCAGACUGACCCGGCCCCUGUAGACCCUCAGAGACAUGGAGAAGUUCGGGAUGAGUUUUGGGGGCGGUCCCGGCAGGAAGGAGCUGCUGGACACCAUCGAGUCCCAGAAAAAGCAGCUGGUCCAGUACCAGACUCGCUUCAAAGACGUGGUCCGGGCCUAUAAGAGUCUUCUGAAGGAGAAGGAGGCCCUUGAGGCCAGUCUGAAGGUCUUGUCCGUGACCCAGGAGGUGGACCUGAACCAGCAAGGCCUAGACACUACCUCGACCUCGGACCUCCCAGAGGACGGCUGCUCGCUGCACAGUGAGGACAGCGUGGACACGGCAGCAUCCGUGGACGUGUCUAGUGAGACCACCAGAGGGGACCAGAGCGAGGAGGACCAGGGAGAACCAGGAGCCAAGUCCAGCUCAAUGACCCUGAGGUCCGAUACGAGCGCCGGCAGCCCGGAGAGCAGCGGCAUGGGGGCGGAGCAGCAACAGCAGGCCACGCCCCCUCCCAGCACAGAGGUGGACCGCCGAGUCGCCCAGCUGAAGAACCAACUGAGCACGCUCACCAGCGCCCUCUCCACGGUGACGCACGAGAAGUCCCGGAUGGAAGCCAGUUUUCAGGCCGACAAGCGUCAGCUGAAACAGGAAGUGGAGGAGCUCCAGGACCGUCUGGUCUCCAUGACGACGCAGCAGGAGGCGGAGCUGCGGGCCCUGCAGCAGCAGUUGGCCGAGAGCCGCGCUCGCAUCAUCACGCAGCAGCACGAGAGGGAGCAGGAGCAGGGAGACCACGUCCAGCAGCUCAGGGAGCUGCAGAGGAUCCUGCAGCAGGAGAGAGACCUGCGACAGGACGCAGAGCUCCGCCUGCAGGACGCCAACACUACUCUCCUCAUGACAUCACAGGCCGUGGACCGGGGGGCGGAGUCAGAGGCUCACCUGAACCAGGUGAGGGAGGAGAGGGACGAGCUGAGGAGGAGGCUGCAGGCUGCCGAGGAGGACCAGAAGAAACCAGAUCCCAGAGUGAACGAACUGCAGCAAGAGCUGACGGAGCUGAAGAAACACUUCCAGCAGCAGAUCCACCUGGAGACCAGAAAGGCCUGCGAGGCGGAGGAUCGAUUCCGUGAGCGCGCUCAGGCUGCAGAGACCAGGGUCGCCGGUCUGGAGCAGAGAGUCUCUGAACUGUCGGAGCUGCUGGGUUCCUGUGAGAAGUCGAGGCAGAGAGACCAGCAGACGGCUCAGAGACUCAGAGACCGGAUCCUGCAGCUGGACACCGAGAACAAAACACUGGCCAUCUCCGUCUCCAGCAGGAUGACCUCUGACCUCGGCGUGGACGAGUCUCAGCUGGACGUUGGCGUGCUGAAGGAAAAGCUGGAGAAGGUGAAGAAGCUGCUGUUGCUGGCGGCUCAGAGGAACCCGGACCAGAACAUCCACAACCUGGUGGAGACCCCCCCAGAGCUGGGCGGAGACAAAGCCUCCGUGUUCUACCAGCAGGAGCUCCAGCAGCUCAAGGACGAGUUCGAACGCUACAAGCUGCGAGCUCAGGUGGUGCUCAAGAACAAGAACGCCAAAGAUGGCUGCCAGGCCAAGGAGCUGGAGGAGGUCCGGGACCAGCUGUCCGAGCUGAAGGAGAAGUACAUCAACCUGAGGAUCCAGAGCGACGAGGCCGAGACCCGACACCGCCGCCAUCUGGAGGAGCGGCAGCAGCAGGCAGCGGCGCUGCAGCACGCCAACAAGCAGGAAGCGGAGCGGGUGGAGGCGGCGCAUCGUGACGACCUGCUGCGACUGGAGGCGGAGCUCCACAAACAGAGGGAGAGGACCAUGGCGCUGCUGGACGAGAAGGACCAGGAGCUGGAGAGGCUGCGGGCCGCGGCGCCGGUCUGCGGCAACGACACCGACAGAACUGCCGACCGCGAGCACGAGUCCGGCCCGGAGACGGAGGGUGACAUCAUCAGCCAGGCCCUGCGACGGGCGACGCCCAACGAGCCCACGAUGCUGCUGUACGCCGAGCAGCUGGCCAGGAAGGAGGUCGAGGUGGGAAGCCUGCGGCGGAAGAAACACCAGCUGGAGGAGGACGUCCACCAGCUGCAGGCCAGACUCAUCGCCAACGGGGAGCGCCACGGCGAGGAAGCGUCUGAGCUGAAAGGACAACUCGACAAACUGAUCAGAGAUCAGAGCAGAGAGGGCGCCAACAUGGAGUACCUGAAGAACGUCAUCUACAAGUUCCUGACCCUACAGGACGCCAGCGGGAGGCAGCAGACGCUCAACGCCAUCCUGACCAUCCUGCACUUCAGCCCGCAGGAGAAACACACUGUCAUGGGGCUGAAGGGCGCCACCUGGUGGACCAACAAGAGAUAAAACACCUGAAGAAGAAACAUCAUGGGGCUGAACAAGAAUUAACCAAACUUUGGUGGAUUCAAUUCUUCUUAUCAAUGAUAUAUUUUUCUUAUUUUUGAUUGAUUGUUUGUUUAUAUAUAUAUAUAUAAAAUGUAUAUAAAAUGUAUAAAUUAAAAUACU
Molecule: messenger RNA, 2570 nt
Organism: Anoplopoma fimbria (sablefish)
Lineage: Eukaryota; Metazoa; Chordata; Actinopteri; Perciformes; Anoplopomatidae
Gene: gcc1
Product: GRIP and coiled-coil domain containing 1
Exons: 3
Coding region: 111-2411 (766 amino acids)
Cellular component (GO): Golgi apparatus
Source: RefSeq, a predicted model, not a curated record